Messenger RNA from Quercus lobata, 1647 nucleotides. Its product is annotated as protein PELOTA 1-like. NCBI's taxonomy places the organism in Eukaryota, Viridiplantae, Streptophyta, Magnoliopsida, Fagales, Fagaceae. Gene Ontology annotation, biological process: ribosome disassembly; nuclear-transcribed mRNA catabolic process, no-go decay; RNA surveillance. The record is from RefSeq and is a predicted model, not a curated record. Gene Ontology annotation, cellular component: cytoplasm. The transcript has 7 exons. Bases 1088 to 1396 code for a protein of 102 amino acids.
UCAGCCCAUAACCCUUGAUAAAAAAUUACAAAAUUUUCACCCCUUGAAAAAAGCCCACAACAAAAUUUUCAUCCCUUGAAAAAACCCACAACAAAAUUUAAAAGCCCAGAACGUAACCCAUAAACAUAUAGAGCUCUUAUCACUCUCUCGUUGAAAGCAUGAAACUGAGAAAGCAUAGAAAUCUCACAGAGCUCAUGGAAAUCUCAUAGAGCUCGACGAUCAUGGAGAUCUCAUAGAGCUCGAUGAUCAUCGAUUAGGUACGUAAUCGCAUAGCUCCGAUUAGGCACGAGUUGAUAUCGGUUUUGUGACUCUUCAUCGUUGUGUUUCUCAGCUCCGAUUAGGUUGUAGCGCAGAAAGCGAAGGAAGCUGAAAUCACUGUGCAGGACUCGCUUCUUCUGACGAGGAAUCUGCCCCGAAUUGCUAUAUUCAAUAUUAGUUACAUUAGAGGCCUGUAUAUAAGAGAAAUUUAGUAAGCUUGUUGUAUUUUUCAGUUGUCAUAUCUAUGACCAGCUUUGGGUUGUGGAAAUUGAGUGGGAGAUUACUGAUAGUGGAGGUUAGUGGUAAGGGGAUGAAACUAGGGGGGUUUAUUUGUUUUGGUUGGGUUCAUCCACAGCGUGAAUUGGGUUUAUUUGUCUUUCAAAGUGAAUUGUUGGUUUGGUUUUAUAAAAUUUUGAGUGUGAUUUGACUGUAAUGGGUUUAGUUCUUUUUAAAUUAAAUGCAUACCUAGUGAGAACCCAGUUCUCUGAGCUGUUGUUGCAAUUAGAGUGAUGCUGUCUUCUAAAGUGAUGUGUAAAGAUUGUAUAAAUACUGCUAACUGCUGCCCAAAAUGCAACUCACUUAUAAUAAUUUCUUGAACAAAAUGGAUUUUUUUUAAUCUUCAUGGGGCAUCCUAGUAUCCUACCCUUCUUUCUUUUAUUGUUUUUUAGUUUUGUUGAUUAAAGGAUUAGAGUAGCCUAUAGUUUGUUGUUUUUUUUUUAUGGGUUCUUAGCACACUGCUUGUGUACAGUCAGCUCUUCCUCCUGAGCAGCUAGCUUGGUGUGGGUUAGACAGUGUGUUACUUUUAAUCUAAUACUUGUUUGGAGAUUCCAUGAAUCUAGAGCGCUCAUGUGCUUUGAUAAAGGGGCAAGAGAUCAAGAUGAGAUACAAUAUAAUAGAAACUUCAAUUCCUCAGAAACAUGGACUUGCUAUUGCUGGUUAUGAGUCGGCUUUCUUGAAGCAUGUUGAUUUUGAUGUUGUUCGCUGUGCUGUGAUUGCAAGUCCUGGUUUCACAAAGGAUCAGUUUCAUCAUCACUUAUUGUUGGAGAUAAAAAGAAGACAGUUGAGACCUAUUAUCGAGAACAAGUCACAGAUAGUUCUUGUGCGUACAACAUCAGGAUACAAGUGGCUUUGCUGUUAAUUUGGGUUGCUGAUAUAAGGAAACAUGUGAAUAAUUUAGAAUUUGGGAAGGGACAUGUAUAUAAAGCUGUGCAUGUAAUCAAUUUUUAUUUCCUUUCAUUACCUUUGGCCUUAUAUAGGAUGUAUUAGGAUUUGUUCUGUUCACAUACUACCAUGUCAGAUUGUGCAAAGAACUUUGUUUUUACAAUUUAAAACUCUUGCCCCUGUUGACUAUUGAAUUAGAUCAUAUAAAUAUUGAUCGGGUUAAUCUGA